This is a messenger RNA of Diuraphis noxia (Russian wheat aphid), 1614 nucleotides long. Its product is annotated as Ionotropic receptor 76b. Gene Ontology annotation, cellular component: membrane. The record is from RefSeq and is a predicted model, not a curated record. Gene Ontology annotation, molecular function: ligand-gated monoatomic ion channel activity. Lineage: Eukaryota; Metazoa; Arthropoda; Insecta; Hemiptera; Aphididae.
AUGGCGCUGACCAAUACAUUGUUGUUGGCGCUUUGCGCCAAUUGGCCACCKUCGAACAUUACAGAAAUCACUUUACCGCCACCGUGGAAAUGGAUUUCUGAGCAUAAAGCGAAAUUCAUGAAUAGUACCGAAUAUCAGUGUGAUCUGAAAAACAACUUUCAGAUUCAAUACGAAAUAUUAAGGGGUAAACGGUUGAAAAUUGCCACAUUUCCAAAUUCAAAACCUUUGAGCUGGGUUACAAAAGAAAUCAACGGUACGCUUAUCGGCCACGGAAUUGCAUUUGAAAUUGUAGAAACGCUUCGUCAACGGUACGGAUUUACUUACGAUGUGGUAGUACCAACAAGAGAAACAUUGUUAAAUGAAAAUGGCAGUAUCAUCCAUAUGCUAAUUAAUGGGGAAGUAGAUAUGGCAGCUGCUUUUAUACCRGUUUUGCCGGGACUGGAUGAUUUUGUGAAAUGGGGCAUAGAUUUGACUCAAUUUCAAUACGUUGUGCUUAUGAAAAGACCUAAAGAAAGUGCUUCUGGAUCUGGUUUAUUAGCACCUUUUGAACCUGAGGUGUGGUUAUUAAUUUUGAUUUCACUGAUAGCRGUCGGUCCAAUUAUUUACGGUAUUAUGAAGUUAAGACAUAAACUCUGUGGUCACGAUUCAGGGGUAAUAUAUCCAAUACCCACGUGUGUUUGGUUCGUAUAUGGUGCGUUAAUGAAACAAGGAUCAUCGUUGAACCCAGAUACUGAUUCGGCAAGACUCAUAUUCGCCACAUGGUGGAUAUUCAUAAUGAUAUUGACUUCAUUCUAUACAGCCAAUUUGACCGCAUUUUUAACACUUUCAAAAUUUACGUUACCCAUAAAAAAAAUAGAUGAUAUCGCGAAUGGCGAGUACCAAUGGAUCUCUUCAGAGGGUAGCGCCGUCGAAUACAUCGUUAAGGUGGGCAACGAUUUGAAGCCACUCAAACAAUCAAUGUUUGAGGGAAAUGGGACGUUGCUUCUACAUGAUAAGAAUUGGCUGAAUUUUUUAAUGUUGCACAUCGAAAGGUCAAUAACGGAUGACAAGGAACGGUGUCGCUAUGUGUUGACCUCAGAGCCAUAUUUGACAAGAUCAAUGUCAUUUGUUUAUCCUAAACACAGUAUUUUACCACCACUUUUCAAUCCAAUAAUGCUGUCGUACAUGGAGUCGGGCAUCGUGAGGCAUUUGCAGACCAAAGACUUGCCGGAGGCGGUCAUUUGCCCUCUGAACCUGGGCAGCAAGGAGCGGAAGCUCCGCAACUCGGACCUGUAUACCACGUACGCGGUUGUGGUGUGCGGGUUCUCGAUGGCCGCGGCCGUGUUCACUCUCGAGCUGCUGUCCACGCGCACCGGUUGGUUCGUGGCCAUCAACCUCGACCGCAGCCCGCAAGAUCCGCUGCACGGAGACGCGGUUCGAAGCGAGAUCGCUGUUUUCGGUCAGCCGUCAAAGGCCAUGUACCCUUUCAGCCACCGGAACAACGUCAUGAACGCCUCAUCCGCCACGCAUUUUACCUUUCGCGGACCGUCGUCAUUGUCGCCGCCGCCGUUGUCGUCGUCGUCGUCGUUUUUGAUGUUUGACGGAAAAUCUUCGUUGCGAAGAUUUCAGUAUUGA